This is a messenger RNA of Pararge aegeria (speckled wood butterfly), 2312 nucleotides long. RefSeq names its product ice-structuring glycoprotein-like. Bases 12 to 2312 code for a protein of 766 amino acids. Lineage: Eukaryota; Metazoa; Arthropoda; Insecta; Lepidoptera; Nymphalidae. The record is from RefSeq and is a predicted model, not a curated record. The transcript has 6 exons.
CCAGAAUAAACAUGUACGCUAAGUUGAUCGUCGCUCUUUGCGCUUUAGGCGUCGCCCACGGAAGUGGCCUCUUGGCCGCUGCCCCAGUGGCAUACAGCAGCCACGCCGUCGCUGCUCCCGCUGCCGUUGUCUCCAGGACCAUCACCCCCGGAGUCACCUCAGUGUCCUCAUACUCUACCCAGACCGCACACGCCUCUCCCGUCACCACCUACGCCGCCGCCCCCGUCGCCACCUACGCUGCUGCCCCCGUCGCCACCUACGCCGCUGCUCCCGUAGCUAGCUACGCUGCCGCACCCGUUGUCGCCAGGAGCUACGCCGCUCCCGCCUACAACACCUACGCCGCUGCCGCUCCCGCUGUAGUGACCAGGACUAUCUCUCCUGCCAGCACAUCUUACUCUUCCUACUCAACCUCCACCUCUCACGGAUCUCCCGUCGCGACUUACGCCGCCGCUCCCGCUGUAGCCACCUACGCCGCUCCCGCCGUGGCCUCAUACGCCGCCCCAGCCUACACCUCAUACGCCGCUCCCGCUGUCGCCUCUUACGCUAGGACCUACGCCGCACCCGCCGUAGCUACUUACUCCCGAGCGUACGCCCCCGUAGUCUCCACCUACGCCGCGGCCGCGCCCGUCCUCAGAUCAGCUGUGUCUUACUCCGCCGCCCCCGCCGUGUCUCACAUUGCCUACAAUGCCCACGGUGCCAACUACGCCUGCAAUUGCUACGGAAAUUAUUCAGUUACCGAAUUUAAUUACACCAACAUGUUCGCUAAGUUGAUCGUUGCUCUGUGCGCCGUAGGGCUUGCUCACGGCAGUGGCCUUCUGGCGGCCGGUCCUGUUGCAUACAGCAGCCACGCUAUCGCGGCACCUGCAGCCGUUGUCUCCAGGACUAUCACCCCCGCGGUCUCCUCCAUCUCUUCCUACUCUACCCAGACCGCACACGCUGCUCCCGUCGCGACUUACGCCGCUGCUCCCGUCGCCACUUACGCCGCUGCUCCCGUCGCCACUUACGCUGCAGCUCCCGUCACCACCUACGCCGCUGCUCCCGCCAUCCGCGCCUACGCCUCUCCCGCCAUCAGCACAUACACAGCUCCCGCCAGCACUUCAUACUCUUCUUACUCAACCUCAACCUCCCACGGAUCUCCCAUCGCCACUUACGCCGCUGCUGCCCCAGCUGUAGCUGUGACCCGCACCAUUGCCCCAGCUGUGUCUUCCUACUCUUCCUACGCCGCACCCGCUGUUGCAGCGUACGCCGCCCCCGCUUACACCUCUUACGCCAGGACUUAUGCUGCGCCCGCCAUUGCCUCCUACGCCAGGACUUAUGCUGCCCCCGCUCUGACCUCAUACGCUAGGACCUACGCUGCCCCUGCUGUCGCGUCUUACUCCAGAGCGUACGCCACCCCCGUUGUUUCCACCUAUGCCGCGGCCGCUCCCGUCCUCCGAUCAGCUGUAUCAUACUCCGCCGCACCCGCCGUGUCUCACAUUUCUUACAAUGCCCACGGUGCCAACUACGCUUGUUACUCUGUAAAUAGAUACCGUAACUCUAACAUGUACUCUAAGGUCAUCAUUUUCCUUUGCGCCGCGGGGAUCGCUUCCGCUGGCAACCUAUUGCACGGUGCACAUGUGGCAUACAGUGCGCCUGCCACAUCCGUAUCUUACUCUACAACUACCACGUCACACGCGGCUCCCGUCGCUGCUUACGCUGCACCGGCAGUUUCCUACGCAGCCCCAGCGGUUUCCUACGCAGCCCCAGCGGUUUCUUACGCGGCCCCGGCGGUUUCCUACGCAGCCCCAGCGGUUUCCUACGCAGCUCCAGCGGUUUCCUACGCAGCACCCGUCGCUUCGUACGCUGCCCCGUUAGUUACCAAGGCAGUAGCACCUGUUGCUGCAUACGCUUCUGCUCCGUCGGUGUCCCACCAAAGUGUUUCUAUUCAAACUAGCCCAGUAGCGUACGCCGCUUCCGCACCUGUGUUAGCAAAGAGUUAUGCCGCGCCCUUAGUCACUAGAACUUAUGCCGCUGCUCCCGUUGUGAGAUACGCUGCCGCUGCUCCUGCUAUAAGGACAUACGCCGCUGCCGCUCCAGUCAUCGCUAGAAGUUAUUCCGUACCUGCGAUCGCCAGCUAUGCUGCACCUGUGGCCCGUACGGUAUCUUACGCUGCUCCGGUGUCCUAUGCUGCUCCGGUGUCCUACGCUGCUCCUGCCUAUUCAACUUAUGCUGCUGCUCCCGCUGUUUCUUACGCUGCCGCUCCUGCUCUCUCAGUUGGAUACGCUGGUCACGGAUGGGCUCGCAACGGAUGGGGCGUUGGCCACGGAUGGUAA